AAUAUUGUAUGGACUGUGACGAAAGUCAAACAAAAACAGUAGAUGUCCAAGCACCACAUGUCAUGUAUGCACUAGACGAGUCUUAUCGCUUCAACGUAACGUACAGCUUCAACCUUCAAUAGGAAAAUCAAUUGCUACAAGAAAAAAAUAUUUUGAAAAAUGAAAAUGGAGCUGGUGUUCAUACCAUCACCUGGUGACGGACAUCUCCGGCCAUUAGUGGAGGUGGCUAAGCUUCUUGUCGACCGUGACGAUCAUCUCUCCAUCACCAUCAUCAUCAUCCCUCAGAUGCAUGGUUUUAGUAGCGGUAACUCUUCCUCUUACAUCGCUUCUCUCUCCUCUGCUUCUGAAGAACGUCUUCGGUACAACGUUCUCUCCGUCCCUGAUAAACCAGCCUCCGAUGACUCCAAACCACAUUUCUUCGACUACAUCGAUGGCUUUAAGCCGCAGGUAAAAGCCACUGUGGAAAAACUUACCGAUCCGGCUCAACCAGAGUCGCCGCCGCGGCUUGCUGGAAUCGUGGUGGAUAUGUUCUGUACGAUGAUGAUUGAUGUCGCCAACGAGUUUCGUGUUCCGAGUUACAUGUUUUACACCUCCAACGCAACGUUUCUUGGAUUGCAAGUUCAUAUUCAGUACCUUUACGACGUUAAGAACUAUGACGUUAGUGACCUGAAGGAUUCGGACACUACUGAGCUGGAAGUUCCUUGUUUGACUCGUCCUUUACCGGUUAAGUGUUUUCCCUCGGUUCUGUUGACCAAGGAGUGGUUACCGGUUCUGUUUAGCCAAACCCGAAGAUUCCGAGAAACUAAGGGUAUUUUGGUAAAUACGUUCGCUGAGCUUGAACCUCAAGCUAUGAAGUUUUUCUCCGGCGUAGAUAGUCCUCUUCCUACGGUGUACACAGUGGGACCGGUUAUAAAUCUCAAAAUCAACGGUACAAUAUCAUCUGACGAUAAGCAAUCGGAGAUCCUACGGUGGCUAGACGAGCAGCCACGUACAUCCGUUGUGUUCCUCUGUUUCGGAAGCAUGGGAGGUUUCCGUGAGGAUCAAGCUAAAGAAAUCGCAAUCGCGCUAGAGCGAAGUGGUCACCGCUUUCUCUGGUCUCUUCGUCGUGCUCAGCCGAAAGGAACGAUGGGACCUCCCGGAGAAUUUGCGAACCUUGAGGAGAUUCUCCCGGAAGGAUUCUUAGAACGCACGGCAGAGAUAGAGCAACAAGUUAACGCGUUCGAGAUGGUUGAGGAGCUAGGGCUAGCGGUGGAGAUCCGAAAUAGUUUCCGGGGAGAUUUCAUGGCGGCGGACUCGGAGUUGAUGACGGCGGAGGAGAUAGAGAGAGGGAUCCGGAGUUUGAUGGAGCAAGAUAGUGACGUGAGGAGUAGAGUGAAGGAGAUGAGUGAGAAGAGUCACGUAGCUUUAUUGGACGGUGGAUCUUCGCACGUUGCUCUUCUAAAGUUCAUUCAAGACGUCACUAAGAAUCUCUCUUGAAUCUUUACAAAUCUUAGAGCAUGAUUAUUGGUAGUAUCUUAGAAAUAAAUCUUAGGAAUAUUU
Arabidopsis arenosa is the source of this 1539-nucleotide messenger RNA. NCBI's taxonomy places the organism in Eukaryota, Viridiplantae, Streptophyta, Magnoliopsida, Brassicales, Brassicaceae. The record is from the annotation of a GenBank genome assembly.